Molecule: messenger RNA, 885 nt
Organism: Capsicum annuum
Lineage: Eukaryota; Viridiplantae; Streptophyta; Magnoliopsida; Solanales; Solanaceae
Exons: 3
Coding region: 1-885 (294 amino acids)
Source: RefSeq, a predicted model, not a curated record
AUGGCUCUUAUUUUGAGGUAUGUUGAUAGGAAUGGUGAAGUUGUAGAACGAUUUAUCGGUCUUAUCCAUGUUAGUGAUACAUCGGCAUGCUCAUUGAAGAAAGAAAUUUAUUCUCUGCUUUUCGAUCACUCACUAAGUCCAUUCAAAAUACGUGGACAAGGAUCUUUUAAGCAUAGAGAUUUACUUCGUCAUUACCAAGCCAAAAAUUUGAAGCAAUUACUUGAGUCCGGUGAAGCUCAUACCGGACAAGGAUUACAUCAAGAAUGUGAGCUUCAAAGACCGGGUGAUACUCGCUGGGGAUCACAUUUCAAAACAUUGGAUAGCUUUCUUGUUAUUUUCUCAUUUAUUGUUCAUGUGCUUGGGGUGAUUGAAAUUGAAGAGCUUAAUGAUCCUUUUGAUGUAGUGAGUAGUGAUUUGCUUCUUGGGAUGGGCAGCUUGAAUCCUUUCAAUUCUUUCUCUAACUUUGACAAAGAUAGAAUCAUGACUUUAGCGAAGUGUUAUCCAAAUGAGUUUGAUGAUGGAAAGCUUCGAGAUUUGAGUUAUCAACUUGAUACUUUCAUAAUUCACAUGCGAGGUGGUGAUUUCAAAUUCUCCAAAUUGCAAGGAAUUCGUGAUUUGACAAAGACAUUGGUUGAGGCAAAUCUUGUGGAGACUUAUUCAUUUGUUUAUUUACUUGUGAAGUUGACUCUAAUUUUACCCGUUGCUACCGCAACUGCGGAAAGAGCAUUUUCUUUCAUAAAAUCCAUAAAAAAUGAAGUGCGAAAUAGUAUUGAUGAUCAAUAUUUAAAUGAUUGUUUAGUAUGUUACAUAGAACGUGAUGUAUUUGCAAAUGUAAGUAAUGAUGUUAUUGUUGAUCGUUUUCAGAAUAUGAAAACCCGUCGUUGA